Molecule: messenger RNA, 1104 nt
Organism: Schizosaccharomyces octosporus yFS286
Lineage: Eukaryota; Fungi; Ascomycota; Schizosaccharomycetes; Schizosaccharomycetales; Schizosaccharomycetaceae
Product: ribosomal protein subunit L13
Exons: 2
Coding region: 367-834 (155 amino acids)
Biological process (GO): translation; negative regulation of translation
Cellular component (GO): mitochondrial large ribosomal subunit; ribosome
Molecular function (GO): structural constituent of ribosome; mRNA binding
Source: RefSeq, a predicted model, not a curated record
GCUAAUCCAAUAACUCUAGUAAUAUUGAAUUAUUGAAACAAGUAAAGAACCAAGCAACCAAGUUUUCCCAUAUAAAAAAGCAAAAUCAAAAAAGAAAGUAAAGAAAACAAAUGUUUUGUCUCUAAAAAUGUUUUAAAACCUGUUCUUACCGUUUUCUGGUCUUGACUUCUAACCUCUUCCUGUAGACCCUCAUCGGCGUUGUAACUUGCUGCUACAUAGUUUACCACGAACAAACCGACCUUGAAGAGGUUUAUAUCAAAACUAAUAGGGCUCUUCCAUUGUAUAUUUUUUAUAUACUUUAUUAAAUCGAAAAAUUAGUUUUCUUGGAAAAUUUUGACUCUUUGAGCUAGGGAAUAAGGAAUUGCUAUGUCUACACUUAAUGGACAGACGGCGUUAGCCUAUGCAAAGGUUUGGCAUCAUGUUUCUGCAAAAGGGAUUCCAUUAGGACGUCUCGCGUCGAAUAUUGCUAUUACAUUAAUGGGCAAACACAAGCCAAUUUUUCAUCCUGCCGCUGACUGUGGAGACGUUGUCGUAGUCACAGAUUGUGAAAACAUUCGAAUUUCUGGCCGAAAGCUUGAACAGCAUAAAUACUACUCCCAUUCAGGACGACCUGGUAAGUUAAAGGAAUGGACGAUGGAGGAAAUGGUCAAAAAGAGAGGUUAUAGAGAACUUUUGAGACGGGCUGUAGGAGGAAUGCUUCCAAAAAAUCGGUUGUGGGACAUGCGCAUGAAUCGACUACAUAUAUAUGAUGGUCCUACCCAUCCUUACAAGGCAAAUAUUUUCCGGAGAUACAACAGCCCUAUACUUUCCGAAAUAGAAAUGUUAAAAAAAUAAAAAUCAUCUAGCCUCUCAGUGAUCUGUUGCAUUGCAAAGCUAUCCUAUUUCCUUUAUGAUACCUAAUCCUCCUCUCUUUGGCUUCGUUUCUAUCUACGAACUUUUUCCAAUGAGCAAAUGUUUCAGUAAAAAGUCCCUUUUUUAUUUUAAUAGUGAUAAAUAAUAAACAGUUUAAGAUGAAAUAUGAAUUCAAUUAGUAUCUAAUCAUCAAUGCUAGUUUAGUCCCUUUUCACGUGUGUUUCUUACUAUGAUAAUAAGACUCGUUUAUUU